Humulus lupulus (European hop) is the source of this 2442-nucleotide messenger RNA. RefSeq names its product putative kinase-like protein TMKL1. Gene Ontology annotation, biological process: protein phosphorylation. The coding region runs from base 192 to 2270 and encodes 692 amino acids. Gene Ontology annotation, molecular function: ATP binding; protein binding; protein kinase activity. The transcript has 2 exons. NCBI's taxonomy places the organism in Eukaryota, Viridiplantae, Streptophyta, Magnoliopsida, Rosales, Cannabaceae. The record is from RefSeq and is a predicted model, not a curated record.
UUUCAGUGUUGCAUGAGUGUGUAAGCAAAUCACGACCGUUGAAUGAAUCUGGACUCUGAGAUUGCUCAUAGUCAAACAAACUCUGUCAGCUUUCCCAAAAAAGAGAACGUCUUUGAACUCCCCACCACUGCACACUCUCUCUCUCUCUCUCUCACCUUUCUUUUCUCUCUGUCUUGACUCUGCUUUCUUUCAUGGAGUCUUUGAAGCUUUUCUUUCUCCAUGUCUUGUUCUUCGUCUCCUUCGUUACAAGCUCGGCUAACACACUUAAUGAGUCUUCAGCUGUGUCAAUAAUACCACCAUCUUCUUUCUCUGCAGAUGCUGUCCUUCUCUUGGAAAAGAUCAGAACUUUACUACAAGGUAACGCUGAGAACUUACUCUUAUCUUCAUGGAAUUCUUCUGUGCCAGUUUGCCAAUGGAGAGGUCUCAAAUGGGUCUUUUCCACUGGCUCUCCUCUUCUAUGCGACGACGUUUCUUCACCCCAAUGGACCAACGUUUCUCUCUUCAGAGACCCUUCCCUACACCUUCUCUCUCUUCAGCUUCCCUCUGCUAAUCUCUCUGGUUCACUCCCCAGAGAGCUUGGUGAGUUUGCUAUGCUAAAAAGUCUCUACCUUAACAUUAAUUCAUUAAAGGGUACCAUUCCUCUUGAGCUUGGCUACAGCUCUUCUCUUUCUGAUAUUGAUUUGGGCAACAAUUUGUUAAAUGGGGUUUUGGCUCCUUCUAUAUGGAACUUGUGUGAUAAGCUGGUUUCUCUUAGGCUUCAUGGUAACUCACUGUCUGGGUCUCUUCCUGAACCAGCAUUACCAAACUCUACCUGCAAGAAUUUGCAGUUUCUUGAUUUGGGUGACAACGAGUUUAGUGGGAAUUUCCCUGAAUUCAUCAUAACCAGGUCUCCUGUACUCAAACAGCUUGAUCUUGGGAACAACAUGUUUUCAGGUCCAGUUCCCCAAGGUUUAGCUCAGCUGAACCUUGAAAAACUGAACCUUGCACACAAUAACUUUAGUGGGGUGCUGCCAGUUUUUGAUAAAUCAUUUGGUGUGGAGGUAUUUGAGGGAAACAACCCUGCCCUUUGUGGGUUACCCUUGAAAAGUUGUAGUGGAAACACUAGACUGAGUUCAGGUGCCAUUGCUGGUCUUGUGAUUGGUUUCAUGACUGGAACUGUUGUUUUGGCUUCAGUGCUUAUUGGGUAUGUGCAGCAUAAGAAGAGAACGAGUAAAGCAGAUAGCGAAGAUGAAUUGGAGGAAGGGGAAGAUGAAAUUGGCGAUGGAGAUGAUGGUAUUGGUGGAGGUGGAGUUGGAGGUGGUGGUGGUGAUGGGAAGCUAAUUUUGUUUCAAGGGGGUGAACAUUUAACGCUAGACGACGUUUUGAACGCAACAGGACAAGUUAUGGAGAAGACAAACUAUGGUACUGUGUACAAGGCAAAGCUUGCUGAUGGAGGGACUAUAGCUUUGAGAUUAUUGAGGGAAGGUAGCUGUAAGGAUAGAAACUCAUGUAUUCCAGUGAUAAAGCAACUAGGGAGGAUUCGCCAUGAGAAUUUGAUUCCACUCAGGGCUUUCUAUCAAGGAAAGAGAGGGGAGAAGCUUCUGAUAUAUGAUCAUCUCCCUCACAGAAGCCUUUAUGAGCUUUUACAUGAGACUAGAGUUGGAAAACCUGUGUUGAACUGGGCCAGGCGCCACAAAAUUGCAUUAGGCAUAGCCAGAGGGCUAGCAUGUCUCCACACAGGUCUUGAAGAUCCCAUCACUCAUGGAAAUGUGAGAUCUAAAAACGUUCACAUUGAUGACUUCUUCGUCGCCAGGCUGACUGAAUUCGGCCUAGACAGGAUCAUGGUUCCCUCUGUGGCUGAUGAAAUAGUGGCACUUGCCAAGACUGAUGGUUACAAGGCACCAGAGCUUCAGAGGAUGAAGAAGUGCAGCUCAAGGACAGAUGUUUACGCAUUUGGAAUUAUGUUGUUGGAGAUCUUGAUAGGAAAGAAGCCUGGGAAGAAUGGAAGAAAUGGUGAGUUUGUGGACUUGCCUUCAAUUGUGAAAGUGGCAGUUCUUGAGGAGACAACAUUGGAGGUCUUCGACGUGGAAGUUUUGAAAGGAAUACGUAGUCCCAUGGAGGAAGGACUGGUCCAGGCAUUGAAACUUGCUAUGGGUUGCUGCGCCCCGGUGCCUUCGGUAAGACCCACCAUGGAUGAAGUUGUGAAGCAGUUGGAGGAAAAUAGACCAAGGAAUAGAUCUGCUUUGUACAGUCCUACAGAAACCAGGAGUGAAAUUGGCACCCCAUUUUGAGCAUUCUUAUUACUUAAGUCAGAAAAUAUAUGAAUCCCAUUGAUGUUGUUUUCAAUCUUUUUUUCAUAAUCUUAAUUUUACUUUUCAUAUUCAGGACAGAGUUCAUGUAAGGCAUGAUAGUGUUUCUUUAUUUUGGAUAUUGUAUUCCUAGGAAUGGAAGAUCAGUUUAUGC